This is a messenger RNA of Chelonia mydas (Green sea turtle), 1198 nucleotides long. Its product is annotated as rhomboid-related protein 4-like. The transcript has 4 exons. Gene Ontology annotation, cellular component: membrane. Bases 9 to 341 code for a protein of 110 amino acids. The record is from RefSeq and is a predicted model, not a curated record. Gene Ontology annotation, molecular function: serine-type endopeptidase activity. Lineage: Eukaryota; Metazoa; Chordata; Testudines; Cheloniidae.
UGGGGAGCAUGACGCUGCUGGGGGGGCUGGUCCAUCUAGGGCUGAACGCGGGGCUGGCGGCCAUCCUGCAAGAUCCCCGGCGCCGGGAACACUGCGCCGUGGGCUUCUCAGGGGUCAUCUUCUGUCUGGAAGCCACGGAGGGUAUCCUAGCGCCUGUCACCAUAGUAACCCUGGGCAGCGUCACCAUAACGACCAAAUGGCUCUGUCUGGCUGAGUGCAUCACCGUGAGCCUCCUGUACCCCAGCAGCUCCUUGACAGGCCACGUGUCGGGAAUCGUGGUGGGCGUGGCUCUCGCGGCCACGCCCCUCGUCUUGGCCACGCCCCUCUCCACCAGCUUAUGAUGGUGCCACGGCUCACAAGGAAGAACUGUCCCCACCCCACCGCCGGGGGGCGCCCUGGAUCCAAACCCACCCGCCCAGCCCGGAGCCGCCAGCCCCACGGCACCAGCUUGGCUCCCAGGCCUGUUUUGUCAACCUGGGUCUGGUGCUGUUUGUAGGUAAACACGCCCGGGCCACGUCUGAGAGCCCCUCUGUUUCCACUGCACACAGCGGGCGCCUGCCCCAUGCCCGGCCCCAGGGCAGGGACUGGCUGGCUCAGGGGGGCGGGGUAUGGGGCACAGGCUGGCGCACGAGUGACCCCACGCGGGCGGGAGAGGGCGAGGCAGAGCAAACGUCCCCUGCCGCCCCGGGGGCACAAGGCAGCGUGACGCACCGCCCACAGGCAGGGCAGCAAAGCCCCAUGUGGCCAUGCACGUCUGUGUCGUGCAACGAACGGCCAAGCGCGUGAGCGGCUGCUGGUGCCAGGCCCAGGGGCGGGCGCGGGGGGAACCCGCUGGAGCCCCGGGGAUAAGGUCACAGCGCCUGAGCUCAGGGUGCGAAGCGUGCCGAUUCGCCGAGGGGGCCUGGGAGAGUACAAGAGAAAGCUCAAGUGGGCGUGCGGAAGGGCAAGUGUGCGAGAGCACACUAGUGUGCAAGGGCCGAGGCACAAGGAGAGCAUGCAAGAGGGACAGACACACGGGGGUGUGCGGGGAGAGAGGCGAGGUAUUACAAACCUCCAGAGCCACGUGUGGGCGAGAGCGUUUGUGCACGUUGAGACGUGAAAGGGGAGAGAGCAGCACCCAGGGUCACCAGGGAACGUGCGAGAGAUGUGCAGUGUAAGCAGGCAGGGCCGGGCGCGGAAGCACGAGACUGUCGCAGCG